AUGGGAAUUAGGAUCCUGAGGUUAGAGCCCAAGCAUUUUGACAAGUCUCCAGAAUUUACUAUUUUUUCCUCCUUAGGUUUAGCUGACAGAUUUGAAGAAUACCCUAAACUUAGGGAACUCAUCAGACUAAAGGAUGAGUUAAUAGCUAAAUCAAAUACUCCUCCUAUGUACUUACAAGCAGAUAUAGAAGCGUUUGACAUCAGAGAAUUGACACCCAAAUUUGAUGUGAUUCUUCUGGAGCCUCCUUUGGAAGAGUACUACAGAGAGACUGGCAUCACUGCGAAUGAGAAGUGCUGGACGUGGGAUGAUAUUAUGAAGUUAGAAAUCGAUGAGAUCGCAGCACCUCGGUCAUUUAUCUUCCUCUGGUGCGGCUCUGGGGAAGGACUGGACCUGGGGAGAGUAUGUUUGCGAAAGUGGGGAUACAGAAGGUGUGAAGAUAUUUGUUGGAUUAAAACCAAUAAAAACAAUCCUGGAAAGACGAAGACUCUAGAUCCAAAGGCAGUUUUCCAGAGAACAAAGGAACAUUGCCUUAUGGGGAUCAAAGGAACUGUGAAGCGCAGCACAGAUGGGGACUUCAUUCAUGCUAAUGUUGACAUUGACUUAAUUAUCACAGAAGAACCUGAAAUUGGCAAUAUAGAAAAACCUGUAGAAAUUUUUCAUAUAAUAGAGCAUUUCUGUCUUGGAAGAAGGCGUCUACAUCUGUUUGGGAGAGACAGUACUAUCAGGCCAGGCUGGCUCACAGUUGGACCAACGCUUACAAAUAGUAACUACAAUGCAGAAACAUAUGCGUCCUAUUUCAGUGCCCCUAAUUCGUACUUGACUGGCUGCACAGAGGAAAUCGAGAGGCUUAGACCCAAGUCGCCUCCUCCUAAGUCCAAGUCUGACCGAGGCGGUGGAGCUCCCAGAGGUGGAGGACGAGGGGGAACGUCUGCUGGCCGCGGUCGGGAAAGAAAUCGAUCCAAUUUCCGAGGAGAAAGAGGUGGCUUUAGGGGGGGUCGUGGAGGCACACACAGAGGGGGCUUUCCACCUCGGUAACUUUUAAAGACACUUAACAAUGUCCCUUAUGAUCUUUGUUUUGGAGACUUGCUUUAGAACUCACUCCCAGCUUGCAUUUGGCUUUAGUUUCUCAUGCUGCCAGAAAGGUCAGAGCCACCCUUACCCCCACCCCCUAGGUCCUUGCAGUUGUCACAGAGACUGCACUUCUGCUCUGGAUAGGUGAGUCUCGGACGUGCAGUAGCACAGAUUGUAACACUCAGACACUGACAUGACUGGUUUCAGCUAAGGCUCUGGCUUCUUGGAAAUACAUGAGCAGCAGUUUCUGCAUCCCUGAGGAGCAUGGCAGGAGUUGGUGCCGUGUUUCCUUGCCACAGCUGAAACAGCAACAGGAGAAUGGGAACCUGGGUAGAAUAGAAUUGAGAGGUGGUCAGCCUCUUUGGGCCUUAAACAUUUUCUUGCUGAAACACUAAAAAGACAGACCAUUUUCCUCUUACGUUUCAAUUCUGAAAAAUAACAUGAAGUAUCAUUUGAGUACUGAAGACUUGGAGAAAUGAAAUGGUAUCACUUCCUUCCAGAUCUGACUCUGAGGGGCUGGAGCCCUCAGGGUAGGUAAAGGAAGAGGUAGAGCUUACUAGAUUUAAAAACAAAACCCAAAGCUUAUAAUGUAAAUUGUGCGACUACAGAGGAGACAUAAUCAUGCUUCUUAAGAAGCAAGGGAAGGUAGGGCUGUGAUGUGGACUUGGACUGACCUUCUAAGACAAUUCGUAUUUCUUAGCAAAGAUCAAAACAGACUUUCUGGGGGGGAGGGCACAGUUUAAAUUUUUUAGAAAAUAAAUGCUUGAUGAUGAAGAAAUGGCAUCCUUGAAGUUGUUACUGAAAAAAUUUAGGUAAAAGCAAAUACAGAAAACCCUCAAGGAUACAGCUUGGAAGAUGAAACUGCAGUUGCCUUUUAUUAGACUGUGGUGCAGAAGUCUCCAUGGGGCUGGUGGUCAGAUCUCUUGGCUGUAGAAAGCAUCAUGCUGUUGUCUUUCUACACCUUAACUCAUAUUUGAAUGGAUGUGGAUAUGCCAGAUGAGAUGAUUUUAACAUUAUUGUUCUUGGUAACUCCUUUUUUAUUUUGCUUUACCUUUUCUAAUAAAACUUUAAACCUUUGAAAUUA
Molecule: messenger RNA, 2155 nt
Organism: Psammomys obesus (fat sand rat)
Lineage: Eukaryota; Metazoa; Chordata; Mammalia; Rodentia; Muridae
Gene: Mettl14
Product: methyltransferase 14, N6-adenosine-methyltransferase subunit
Exons: 7
Coding region: 1-1035 (344 amino acids)
Cellular component (GO): nucleus; RNA N6-methyladenosine methyltransferase complex
Molecular function (GO): mRNA binding
Source: RefSeq, a predicted model, not a curated record